This is a messenger RNA of Lepisosteus oculatus (spotted gar), 592 nucleotides long. It is a transcript of the gene ndufb7, whose product is annotated as NADH:ubiquinone oxidoreductase subunit B7. Gene Ontology annotation, cellular component: mitochondrion. Lineage: Eukaryota; Metazoa; Chordata; Actinopteri; Semionotiformes; Lepisosteidae. The record is from RefSeq and is a predicted model, not a curated record.
GAAGCGGAAGUAGCUCUUUUUUUGGGGGAGAUACAGUGGAGGAGGAGGUGACCUGUCAGUAUACUUUCACACAAACCGGGUUGUAAAACGUUUUGCAUUUGAUUUCAAUUGUAUACCAAAGGAGUAAGAAGCUCUAUGCCGCUAUGGGAGCGCACCUUGUCCGUCGUUAUGUGACCAGUCCAGACACCGAACCGGACCCCCUGAAACCUGCAGGGUUUGCCCCUGACUUUGGAUUUCCCAAUAGGAAAGAGCGAGUGAUGGUAGCCACACAGCAGCAGAUGGAUGAUGCCCAGCUGCCUCUAUCACAGCGUGAUUACUGUGCUCACUACCUCAUCAAGCUGAUGAAGUGCAAUCGAGACUACUGGCCCAACUUCCUGGCCUGCAAGCAAGAGCGCCAUGACUGGGAUUACUGUGAACACCAAGACUAUGUGAUGAGGUUGAAAGAGUAUGAGCGAGAGCGGCGUUUGCUGAUGAGGAAGAAGAGGCUGGAAGAGACCAAGGCUGCAUGAUCCCAGCUUCAGCAGAGCUGCCUCACUUUGCGAGAGAAUGGAACACUUUUCUGUACAUCGAAAAUAAAAUCAUAAUUAAUCUA